Messenger RNA from Cololabis saira (Pacific saury), 1374 nucleotides. Its product is annotated as NF-kappa-B inhibitor alpha-like. Bases 125 to 1030 code for a protein of 301 amino acids. The record is from RefSeq and is a predicted model, not a curated record. Gene Ontology annotation, molecular function: protein binding. The transcript is spliced from 6 exons. Lineage: Eukaryota; Metazoa; Chordata; Actinopteri; Beloniformes; Belonidae.
CCUCGGCCGCUCCACUGCGCUUUUACGCACCGACCUGGACGCAUCUGCAAGACAAACACGCAAACAAACACACACACAAACCUCAGCAACGGACGUCCACGGAGUGACCAGAACACACGCAGAAAUGGAUUAUAACUUGGACAGCAUGGAGGGCAAGCAGGGGAAGGGUGCACACUUGCAGGACGAGCGCUUUGACAGCGGCCUGGACUCGCUGAAGGAGGACGAGCUGGUGAGCGACUUCGAGGACUUCAGCCUGUCCUCGCAGACGGCCAGAGACAAGCUCCACACGGAGGAAUGCGAGCCCUGGAGGACGGCCUCGACCGAGGACGGUGACACGCUUCUCCACUUGGCCGUCAUCCACGAAGCCUCGGAACAAGCCGCUCAGAUGAUCAAGCUGUCCCACAAGCACCCCUUCCUCAACUUCCAGAACCACCAGAGACAGACCGCGCUCCACCUAGCCGUGAUCACGGAGCAGCCGGCCCUCGUGGACAGGCUGCUGAAGGCCGGCGCCGACCCGCUGCUGGUGGACAACAGCGGCAACACGGCCCUCCACAUCGCCUGCAAGCGCGGCUCGCUCGCCUGCUUCGGCGUCAUCACCCAGAACUGCCAACGCCACCUGGCCGCCGUCGCCUCCUUCCCCAACUACAGUGGACACAACUGCCUCCACUUGGCGUCUAUCAACGGUUACAUUUCUCUGGUUGAAAGCCUCGUUCAGCUCGGCGCCGACAUCAACGCACAGGAACCGUGCAGCGGUCGGACGGCGCUUCACCUGGCGGUGGACCUGGAGAACCCCACGCUGGUCAGCCGGCUCCUGGAGCUCGGCGCCAACGUCAACUGCCUAAACUACGGCGGCUUUGCGCCGUACCACCUCACCUACGGGCGGCAGAACGAGGCGAUCCGCAGCCAGCUGUACGACCGGACGGCGCAGGAGCUGAGGGAGCUGCCCGACAGCGAGACGGACGAGAGCGACAUGGAGGAGCUGGACCUGCUCGACGAAGAGCUUUAUGACGACAUCAAGUUCGGGAAGUAAAGCCAAGGCCGCCCUUCUGCUGGUGGUGGAAACAUCAAGCUGCUACUGGGUUCUCCGAGCCCAGCGGGGGUCAUGCCUCCCCCUCCUCCUACCCGUCCAGGUCCGGGCCCAAAGCUGCCGACCCCCGGACCGCAAGCGACAAUGAAGAUGGCGUCCGGUCCGGUCGAGAGCGCUGAGAAACCCCGCCGGAGCGACCGCGGUCCUCCAGCAACUGUAGAACUGUAUUAUUGUACAAAGACGUGUAAGAUAUUGUAAAUACAGAGAUAUUAUUUUUGUACCUAAUGUGAAUUUUAAACACUAUUAUCAAAAGAAAGUGUUAAAAUAAAAUGUUUUAUGAAUAUAAA